This is a messenger RNA of Panthera uncia (snow leopard), 2060 nucleotides long. RefSeq names its product ubiquitin carboxyl-terminal hydrolase 17-like protein 6. Gene Ontology annotation, molecular function: cysteine-type endopeptidase activity; cysteine-type deubiquitinase activity. Gene Ontology annotation, cellular component: cytosol; nucleus. Bases 290 to 1897 code for a protein of 535 amino acids. Gene Ontology annotation, biological process: regulation of apoptotic process; protein deubiquitination. The transcript has a single exon. Lineage: Eukaryota; Metazoa; Chordata; Mammalia; Carnivora; Felidae. The record is from RefSeq and is a predicted model, not a curated record.
AGGGAGCAAUGGAAAUGAGGGAGGUGGAGAAAGUGGUGAAACGUGUGUGCCUCUUGAGGAGGGAGGGGCAGGAGGAAGGCUGGGUUGAGUGGUCUGUCUGCAGAAGAGUGGCCACACCCUAAGACCCUUCAUCCAACUCCAGCUGGUGGCUGAUUGGAUGACGUGGUCCUAGUCAGGUGGGUGGGGCGAGCUUUACGAGGGCUGAGGAGAGGGCCACAGCUAUCAUUCUGAGACUGGCCUCCUGAGAGAAGCAUCGCUCUGCAACGUGAGGCUCCACGUUUCAGGACACAUGGAGACGCCCUCUUCCCACUGCCGAGAGGAGUCUCAGUUCCAUGUCUUUCCAAACCUCAAACCUUGCGGGUCAAAUACGGGUGGUGCUGAAGGCCACGGAGGACCCACUCUACCUGAGAAGCCGGCACCGUCAUCGCACACACCCUGCGACCUGCCGAACGGUUGGGCUCCCGCGUCAAUAGGUCUGCCCCCCGCAAAGAAACCCGUGAGUUGGAGGAGACCUUCUGUGGUUGGGGCCGGCCUGCAGAACCUGGGGAACACGUGCUAUGCGAAUGCGGCGCUGCAGUGUCUGACGUACACACCACCCCUCGCCGGCUACAUGCUGUCCCAGGAGCACUCCCGAAGCUGUGGGAGGCAGCCAUUCUGCGUGCUGUGUGCUCUGCAGGCUCACGUGACCCGGGCCCUCUGCCGUCCGGGACAUGUGAUCCGGCCUCCGCCAAAACUGCUCGCUGCCUUCCACACACACAGGCAGGAGGAUGCCCAUGAGUUUCUGAUGUUCACUCUGGAUGCUAUGCAGCAAGCGUGUUUGCGUGAGGACAAGCCUUCAGAGCCUCAGGCUCAGGACGCCACCCUCAUCCAGCAAAUCUUUGGCGGGUACUGGAGGUCUCAAAUCCAGUGUCUCCACUGCCAGGGUGUCUCCAGCACUUUGGACCCUUACCUGGACAUUAGCCUGGAUAUCAGGGCGGCUCAGAGUGUGAGCCAAGCUUUGCAACACUUGGUGAAGCCCGAACAGUUGGAUGGUGAAAACGCCUAUCGUUGUAGUACUUGUCUCGACAAGGUACCUGCUUCCAAGACGUUGACUUUGCACACUUGCUCCAAGGUCCUGAUGCUGGUAUUGAAACGAUUCUGCCAUUUCACGGGCAGCAAACUGGCUAAGGAAGUGCAAUAUCCUGAGCGCCUUGACAUGCGACGAUACGUGUCUGGGCAGAACGGGGGGUCGCUGACUUAUGUGCUCUAUGCCGUGCUGGUGCACGCGGGCUGGAAUUGUCACAGCGGACAUUACUUCUGUUACAUCAAAGCUGGGAACGGCCAGUGGUACAAAAUGGAUGAUGCGAAGGUGACCGCCAGUGAUGCGACGUCUGCCCUGAGCCAACAUGCCUAUGUCCUCUUUUACAUCCAGAAGAGUGAAUUGGAAAGAGACCGUGCGAGUGAGCCAGGUGCUGGGGAAUCCACAUCCCUCCAGGCUGACCACGCAGGCACGGCUGCGGCCCAAGGGGGGCCCGAAACCGACCCCGACAUCGAGGUGCCACAAUUGGAGGAUCACGUGGAACAGACACCACCGCCAGCAAUCACGUUAGACCAGUGGAGAUUCCUCCAAGAAAGCCACCGUCCCAAGUCUGAAUUCAACCUCAGGAAAUUAGAAUUUGCCCUUCCCCCCGACGCAGUCCUAAUUCACCAGUCCAAAUACAGAGACGAGAUGGGGAAGGAUCACCGUGAACCAAACAUCUACCGGCUCAACAGUUCAGCCAGGGACAUCCCACCUCAGAGGGCAACGGCCAUUAACCAAGUCCCUUGUCUCCCCGGCAGAGCCAGAGCGACCAAGAGGAAGAACAAGAAGGGACAGAGGUCUCAGGAAGCAGUGCAGGGAUCCCACUACAGGCUUUGAGAUACAUGCCUGCCCACGUGCACACUCACCCGCCCUCACUCACUACUCACUCACUCACUCACUCACUCACAGUCCCUUGUGGGCCAUAUUUUGUGUGUUGUAGGUGGGUGUGAUCCAGACAUGUGGAGGAACCAUUCAUCUGGCUGUAUUCACAGGAUAUGGC